Messenger RNA from Gasterosteus aculeatus aculeatus (three-spined stickleback), 2594 nucleotides. RefSeq names its product dynein axonemal assembly factor 4 (gene dnaaf4). The record is from RefSeq and is a predicted model, not a curated record. Gene Ontology annotation, molecular function: nuclear estrogen receptor binding. Gene Ontology annotation, biological process: heart development; determination of left/right symmetry; epithelial cilium movement involved in extracellular fluid movement. NCBI's taxonomy places the organism in Eukaryota, Metazoa, Chordata, Actinopteri, Perciformes, Gasterosteidae.
CUUGAAAUGAUGAGUUAUGAAAAAGCAUGCCUUGUAUUUAAUGUACCUUGGGCAGGGGUAUCUCGGAAACUAAAGCAUUUCUUUGGGAUUUUCUUCUUUACUAUUAUCUUAACCCUUUAAACUUUUGACAACGUGAAGGCAGGGUAAUCGUUGCCAUAGCAACAGGACGCCAUUAGGCAGCAGAAGAAAACCUCUAACCUCAAAUAGAAAACUACAACCGGAGCACAACACGAAGAGGAAACUGCGUCGAAGAUGCCGGUGCUAGUAACGGACUACUUGUGGACACAGACGGAUUCCGCGGUCUGGUUAACUGUGCCACUAAAAGGAACGAAAGUUAGUAACGUGGACAUCCUGUCUACGGAUGAAUACCUGAAGGUGCAUUACCCACCGUAUCUGUUUGAAGCCUUCCUAUUUGAACCUGUUGAUGAUGAUAGAAGCACUGCAAAGGUCGGAAAUGGAGUUGCAGUUUUUAGUAUGCCAAAGAGAACCAAUAAAGUCUGGGAGCAUCUGAUGACAACUACAAAUGAUAAAGAAAAGAAGGAGGUCAGAGAAAGGUCUCUAUUGAAGUACCAGGAGAAGCUCUCUGCACAGUCCAUAUCAAAGGCAAAGAAACAGCAUGCAGAUAAGAAAUAUGCACUGGAGAGAAUGAUGAAGCUUGAAAAGGAGAAAAAAGACGGUAUCCAGAAAAUCAAGGAGAAAGAGCGAGAGAAAAGCACAGCAGAGUUGACAGCAUGGAAACUGAGACAAAAACAAAGAGCAGAGCAAGAAGACCAACUCAAAGAUCACAGUCAGGGACAGAGUCGAGACGGACUACAAAGCAUGACAGAGAAGCAGGAAAAUGCCUGUUCUCAUGGAGCAAGUUGCAAACGGGAUCUGAAAAGUGACAGUGAAGCAAAGAGCAAGAGCAAAAAAAAGGACCUCCCUGCUCCGAGACUCGUUGGAAACAUCCAAGUCACAUUCACCCCGCGGCUUUUUCUAACAGCCCUGAGGGAAACAAGAGUGAUAGAGGAGGAAGAGUGGCUCAAACAACAAGCUGAAGCCAGGCGUACCGGGAAUGCAGAUGUAGAAGAGCUGGAGGACCUGAAGAGGGAGGAGAGGAAUCCUGAUUGGUUAAAGGACAAAGGGGACAAAUGUUUUAUGACUGGUGACCACCUGGGGGCAGUGAACGCGUACAGCCUGGCUAUCCGGCUAAACAGAAAGAUCCCAGCUCUAUAUUCAAACAGGUCUGCCUGCCAUCUGAAGUUAAAAAACCUUCACAAGGCCAUUGCGGACUCCUCUCAGGCACUUGAUCUGUUAAUUCCACCAGUUUGCGCCAAUGCAGCAGCCAGAACCAGAGCCCAUGUCCGCCGAGGAUCUGCCUUCUGCCAGCUACAGCUCUACGCAGAAGGCCUACACGACUACCAAGCUGCUCUAAAGAUUGACCCUGACAACGAAGCGUUGCAAGCAGACACGCAGAGAAUCAGAGAAAUUAUUCAAGGCACUGCAGCGAGCCACUAGUCACAGUGAAACACAAGCUGCUGUGAAUAUGGAAUAUGGAUGUAUAUUGUUGCUGUUAUUUGUGUGUUACCCAAAGCUCUAUUUAAUGAAAGGAAAAAAACAUAUCUGCAACCCUUAAACCAUAGUUUAAGACUGUUGAAUCCCUGUUGUAUUCAUUGUGCUACAGACUACAUACCUAUGUCACUGCGUCACACUGAUGAAUAUGAUAUGAUGAGAGCGCAUAGGAAAGACUCCAUCAGUGUGAGCAGAACACCCUUGAAUUGACAAAACUAUACAAUGCUCUAAACCAAGAGGAGACUUCUUCAGAACGGUUGGCAGUGAAGACGACAGAGGCAGUUUGCAUUGCAGCGAGAGAAAGAGAAUCAGACCUUCAUAGUAUAACACCCGACCAUACUGCCUGCGUGAGCAGCACAAGACGGCUGUUUUAAUGUUGCAAACCUUAUCUACCUUAUCUAUGAACAGUAAUAAAAUACUACAUACUUCCAGUUCGUUUCCUCGGACCACAUGCCAAACUGCGCUUUCAUUUUGAUCUACACUACACACAAGUGUCAUGACAAAGUUAUACUAAUUAGUGACAUCUGACCACAAACAAGCAUGAAAGCAAGUAGAGUAAAUAAAAAUGGUGGUAGUUUAGACCAUGUUUGGAUUUCAAUGGCUGAAGAAAUUCUGUUGGGUAAUUCAACAAUGAAGUUGGGGUGGAAGGGACAAGGAGCUCCAUGCCCACGACCGUGAUUUAUUUAAGUAAACAUCUAAAAUGAAGCAGAGCAUUUAGCCACUGUUACAGUUCAGUCAGUCUUGUUCUAUACUACUGAUCAUUGUCAUCCACUGAAACUCAAUGUUUGGUGAUUCUCAAGUUAUCAAGUAGCCCAAUAAAAUGGGUAUGAAAAUUUACGCAGAUUAAAACACACCAAAACAAUUAUAAUCUAUGAAUAAAAUAAUCAUAUAAAACAGUUAUAUUUGUAUUAUUAUUAUGCAUCUCUACAGCAUUUCAAGGGCAAAGUAUAAGCUUGCGUACUGUGUGUAUUGUUCCUUAUUUAUAUUUAAAAGGCAAUCCACAUUUUAUGUUCACUGUAUUAUGUUAUAAAAAGUUAAAAUAA